Molecule: messenger RNA, 771 nt
Organism: Corylus avellana
Lineage: Eukaryota; Viridiplantae; Streptophyta; Magnoliopsida; Fagales; Betulaceae
Source: RefSeq, a predicted model, not a curated record
AUGAGUAUUAUGAGUUGGAAUUAUCGAGGGUUUGGGAACCCUCAAACAGUUCGAGACUUUUGCCGUCUGGUGAAGGUUAAGAAACCCGAAAUGGUUUUUCUUAUGGAAACCAUUUCAAGACAGAGUAAAAUGGAGCGGAUUCGGUGUAAAUUGGGGUUUCCCAAUAUGUUGGUGGUAGAUUGUGUGGGGAAAAGUGGUGGCUUGGCACUGCUAUGGAAUGACGACGUGGGGGUGGAGAUACAAAAUUACAGUUGUCGCCAUAUCAACGCUAAAGUUUGUUUAACUCCUAAUAAAGGGUUUUGGAAAUUUACAAGCUUUUACGGUCAUCCGGAAGCAAACAAAAGAAGAGAGGCAUGGGGCCUUCUACGUUAUCUCGUGACCAUGGCUCCCGAACCUUGGAUUUAUUUGGGGGAUUUUAACGAGAUUCUGUAUGUGUCCGAAAAAUUGGGUGGCAAAGACAGACAUAGGGGAUUUAUGGAAGAUUUCCAAUCCACUUUGACAAAUUGUAAUUUAAUGGAUUUGGGCUACAGGGGGCCCAAAUUCACAUGGAACAAUGGCAGGGAUGGAGAAGCUUUUGUACAAGAAAGACUAGAUCGAGUAGUGGCGAAUGAAGGGUGGAGAGCAUUUUUUCCCAAAGUCGAUAUUUUGGUGGAGGGAACUUUAUGUUCGGACCAUUUACCUUUAUUUGUCACGUUGCAUGAAGACAAGCGGCUGGGUAGGAAUAUUCAUCCAUUCAAGCAUGAAGCUUAUUCGUUACUGGAUGAUACAUAA